Molecule: messenger RNA, 8507 nt
Organism: Spodoptera litura
Lineage: Eukaryota; Metazoa; Arthropoda; Insecta; Lepidoptera; Noctuidae
Gene: Lrrk
Product: Leucine-rich repeat kinase
Biological process (GO): protein phosphorylation
Molecular function (GO): protein kinase activity; protein binding; ATP binding
Source: RefSeq, a predicted model, not a curated record
UGUCAACACAAAAUCAAUAAUUCUUAUUCGCUAAUAAAUUCGUGAUUUAGAAUUAAUUAACGUUUUCUAUCCGCAAUGCCGGUUGAAAAAAUAAUAUGGUGCACACUAUAGUGCAUUUAAAAUGUAGUUUCAGUGAGGAAUUUGGUGUGUGCAGCCGUUUUAAUUUACUGUAGUUCUCGCAACGCUUGAGCGGCUGUUUAGGCCGGAAAUGUCGGCUCGAUUCGCGUAUUUCUUUUAAAUAAAAACGCAAUGGACUUGUCUCCGGACGAGGAUAACUUCCAAGGGCGUCUGCUGCAUCAGGCUGCUCUCUGGGACAACCUAGAGCUCCUCCAAGAGCUGAUAGCAAGUGGUGCAGGAGUGGACGCCCGCGAUGGUUCCAACCGCAGCGCUCUCCAUGCCGCAGCACUGGCUGAGCGGAGCCGUUGUUUGUCAGCGCUGUGUGCUGCUGGCGCUGAUAUUGAUGCUAAGUCUGAUGAGGCUACUGGAGGGAAGACAGCUCUCCACAUCGCAGCGGAGCGCGGCCACGUGGAGAAUGUCAAGACCCUACUCUCAUCAGGAGCCUGCCUCUCCACCCUGGACGCUCAUGGAAACACGGCUCUCGCACUAGCUGAGAGAAACAGCUGGAGACAUGCUGCUAAUGUCCUCAGGGAGGCUAGAGAUGCGUUAGAAAGAGAGCGUCUGUCACAGCAUGCAGCGCUUCGUGAGCUGGUGUCUCGCGGCGACUGCGUCCAGCUAAAGGCUCGGUUGAGUGCGCUCGGCAACAGCGCUGGACUGAUCGCGAACUUAACGCCUGGUGGAGCUAACACUUUGUUAUAUGUGGCAUCAGAAGCCGGUCUAACUGCAGCUGUCUCCUCACUCCUGGACGCUGGUGCUGAUGGCCGUGCGCAUCCAGUCACCAAGUACUGUCCUCUAUACAUUGCCAGCUACCAUGGACAUGUGGAGAUAGCUAAACUGCUCCUGGUUUCGUUUCCUGAGGCUGUUCAGCAAGAGACUGUUGAGAAAUGGCUCCCUAUACACGCGGCGUGUAUCGGCGGUCACGCUGCGCUGGUCACGCUGCUACUGGAGUACCCAUACCCUGAGUCCGUGCUUACCACUUAUACUGAUCCUACAGGCGAGUGGCAAUGGACAGCCGCCUUUGACGUGAACGCUCGCGACGUAUCAGGGCAGAGCGCUCUGUACGUCGCCUGUACAUUGGGGAACCUGGCAGUAGUGGACGCUCUACUGGCGCAUACUGUACCCGCCACGCCUAACUACACUAGAGAUACUCAGCAGGAACCAGAAGACACUCCUACCCCAGCCAGUCAGGCGCUCAGUCCCCAGCGCGGCGGUAUAUCUCUUGGCAUACACGCUAUCGUCAGCAAACUAACUGGAUCUUCUGCUAAUAAUGACCGUAAUCCCUCCGAGCGUCGUAUACGCCCCGUGAUCGUAGAGGCGGGCCGUGGACGGGACUCGUGCGUGGCGUGCGCGGCACGUGGCGGACACAUACGACUACUGCGGCGACUACUGGCUGCAGGAGCUGAUGCUAAUGCUGAGGCACUGCCCCCCAGUGACCUGAUGAAUAGUGUCGAUAUGUCCCGCGACCGUCGCCGCUCCCGCUCAGCGUCGGCCGCCAUGACAGGUGCGCGUGCUACGUCGGGGCCCUCGCCCGCACGGGGGGGAUAUAAUACUGAUAGAGACAGUCCCUGGACAGCAUUGGCCAUAGCAGCUCGCGCGAAGAACAUCCAAGUGGUAGAACUACUCCUGCAGCAUGGAGCUACCGACCCUCACUGCAGGGCCAUCAGGGAGUGCGCCAGGCAUGGACUCACUGAGCUACUGGCCAAACUGCUGGCUACCAAGGCGUACCCAGACCCGGAUUAUAAAUUAAACAAGUCCACAAUAUCGGAGGCUCUGUUCAGUGACAGGGCGGGGGACUCCACCCUCACGUACUCCGCCCUGUGUCCCUCCACCGCCGUCAUGGUCAACUGGAGGGAACUGAGGGCACAACUUGCUACUAUACGCAUGUCCUGGGUGCGAGCUGCCUGUCUCCGUGUAAACUCCAAGCUCGGCAGUAGUUCAGCCGCGCUGCACGGACUGACGAGGCUGGACGUCUCCAGCAACGACCUCAGGGUGCUGCCGCCUGAACUGUUCACCAUGCUGAGUCUGAGGUACUUAAACGCAGCUCAAAACAAGCUGGAACGUCUUCCCACAUCAGAAGAUCCUUUCGAAGAAGAUCUUGAUACUAAGAAGAAGAAGAAAAAACAGAAGGCCAGGCCCGAGGUAUACUCCGCACCUGUGUUACAAGAAGUCUACUUACAGGACAAUCGCCUAGAAGAGCUCCCAGCCUCGUUAUUCCGUCUCCCAGCACUGACAACCCUGGAUGUCUCGAACAACAAGCUCCGCGCCCUGCCGGCCGCCAUGUGGACAGCUCCGGCACUUAGAGACCUUAACGCUGCUCUAAAUCAUUUGAGGGACCUGCCUACUGGACCUCAGAGUAAUUCAGAAUGCAACAGUCCACAACAACUGGCGUCUCCGUCGGAGACUUCGCCCCAACUCAGCGCUUCGCCCUCCAUUGGAAGCGCGCAGUUCGCUUUAGCUAUGCAAUCAAAAUCAUCAUCAAGAAGUCCAUCAAUAGAGCGCAGUGAAUCGGAGGCUGCUGAUGAUGAUGAGAGCGAUGCGAUUCCCGUGCUAACCAACCGCGCUGGGAAUGCAGUUUGGUCGGAGGCCCGGCGCGCGCACACGUGGCGCGGCGUGGUGGAGGGCGCGGCGCCGGGCGCGGGCCGCGGGGGCUCCGCGCUGGCCGCGCUCAACCUGGCGCACAACCAGUUCACCUGCGUGCCCUGCGCCCUCGCCUGCAGGGCGCCCAACCUCACCCGGCUCAAUAUGGCCUAUAAUUCGCUUCGAUCGAUGUCAUAUGUGACGUCAUAUCCUACAAGUCUACGGCAGUUGGAUCUCAGCCAUAACGAGAUUACGUGCUGGCCCAGUCUACCGCAAGUGGAAAGUUUCGGCUCAACAGAAGGCGAUCCGUUAGCCUGUUUCUGUCCUAACUCCGGCAACAAUGUGAGGUCCAGACCUCGCUCCGGAGGGUCCGUGAGGUCACAACUACUUAGCGCCGCAUGUGUCGCCAGGAGACAUCUUAGGCUGGAGGGACUGAGGACACUGAUCUUAGCCAAUAACCUCCUGACACGUAUCCAGCUGACGACAGACGAUGAUGGACUGUCAUCAGCCGCGCAAGAGGACUCCACCACUGAUGAUGAUGACGAAUGGAACACAGGCUCCCCCCUCAAAGGCCGCCUCCUGUUCCCCCUCCUGUCGAUGCUGGAUGUGUCCUGCAACUUGCUCCGCGGUAUACCGCCAGCUAUACAUGAACUCACCAACCUGUCCGUACUUAACAUCAGUGGGAAUAAAGAUAUAACAGACCUACCCCCACAAAUGGGUCUCCUGUCCCGUCUCUGGAACCUCAACACAGUAGGGUGCACCUUGCAAGAUCCACUGCGCUCCAUGUUACAAUGUGGCCGGUAUAAGAGCAUGGACAUUGUGGGUUACCUUAAAUCCGUCCUCCAGGAAGCGAGGCCGUACACAAGAAUGAAGCUUAUGUUCGUUGGGUUACAGGGUAUCGGCAAGACGAGCUUGUUAGAAUGUUUAAGACAAGAGUCUUCGAUACAACAUCGGAGGAAGCCUACUGAGCACUGGGCAAAACGUAUGGGCAACAAGUCGUCUCGUCGUGGGAAUGUGUCCACUGUUGGAGUAGAUAUUGGCACCUGGGUGUAUGAGAAACAUCGCUCCACGCGGGGACCCAUCACUUUCCGGACCUGGGACUUCGGGGGACAGCAAGAGUACUACGCCACCCACCAGUACUUCCUCUCCCGGAGGUCUCUAUACCUCGUGGUGUGGAGGGUCACUGACGGGAGGAAGGGACUCGCCGGGGCACUUAACUGGCUCAGAUCAAUACAAGCUCGCGCCCCGGGUUCACCUGUCAUCAUGGUAGCUACACAUUAUGAUCAAGUAGCUAACAGCAAUUUACCUGAGAGUGAAAGUCCUGAAGUCCUCCAGCGUCUGAUCAGGUCCUCCAUCAUGGGCGCGCCGGAUGCUGACAAACUUGGACUACCCAGGGUAUUGGAUUCUGUUGAGGUAUCCUGCAGUACUCGUCACAACAUCAGACUGUUAGCUGACAUUAUCUACUCGGUGGCGUUCAGCGUCAAACCGCCAGGCAGUAAGGAGCCUCUCCUAGAGCAGCGUAUCCCAGCGACGUACCUCGCGUUAGAGGAGUGCGUCACCUCCCUCGCUGCCGACCUCCGCGAGCCUGUACUCCGCCAUGAUGAGUAUAGGAAACUGGUAACUCAGUACAUGCAACAGAAGAAUCAUCGCAUGUUCCGCGAUGCAGCGGAACUGCACCAAGCUACUAUGUUCCUACAUGAAAACGGAGUCCUCCUCCACUACGACGACGCGACCCUCAAAGAGUUGUACUUCCUGAAGCCUCAGUGGCUCUGUGAUGUACUGGCACACGUCGUCACUGUCAGGGAGAUCAACCCGUUUGCUAACAAUGGUAUAAUGAAGAUAGAAGAUCUAGCCCACGUGUUCAAGGCCUCUCCCAUGCUAGCCAGAGGAGACGAGGCCAGUUCCCUCGGAGUAUCUUUGCUGAACAAGUUCGAGCUGGCGCUAUGCUGGGACGCGAGACUCCUGCUCGUACCACCGCUGCUACCGCCGCUGGAACCUGCAACUCCACAGCUGCCGGUGCGCUCCCGCUCCUGGUGCAGCUCCAACAGGGGCACCCCCCGCCGCGCCUGGCCCCCGCAACUCACCCCUCUACCCGAUAGUAGGGGGACUGACUCCCCUACUUUAAUACAGGACGGCGCCCCAAAGCUGUGUGUGUCAGGUAGGGGGGGCCGGGCCCUGCGCCGCCUGCUCCUGCUGUCGUACGUGCCGUGCGGGUUCUGGCCCCGGCUGUGUGCCCGGCUCCUGGCUGACCAGCAACUCGCUGAUGCUCCAUACUCACUGUACAAGCUGCCGGCUGAGAUGGAAUUAGAUGAUACUCUAACCAAAGCUUUGGAACUGUCCUGGGGCUGGCGUCUCUGGCGCAGUGGAGCCCGAGUGUCGACUGGAGCUCUAACUAUGUUAGCUCUGAGGGAACUGCCUCCCAGGAGGGAUGCCUUGCUACCAGGACCCGCUGACGAUGAGCCAGUUGAAGAUAUGUAUCAUAAUAUAAGGUUCAGAGUACGUCAAGAAGGAGCAUGGUGCGAGCUGGACGUGCAGUCCUCGGCCUGUGUCGAGAUAUUGUUACCGGCGCAGGUCUGUGUCAUUAGAAGGGAUGACGGGCUGCCCAUCGCCGGGUAUCAGAGUAUCAGCUUGGAACCGAGUCCCGAGGUCCUGGCGAAGGUGCUGGCUCUAGUGUCUGAUCACGUAGACUUACUGCUUGAAGACUGGUAUCCAUCACUCGGCACCCGUUUCGUCCACACGUCGGAAGGUAGAUGCCUGAUCACCCGCGUGGUGCCCUGUCCGGAGUGUCUGCAGCCUGCACCGGCACCGCACCAGGAACAUGACCAUCUCGCACAGGCAUUCAGACGUCUAGAACUAGGUCCAGUGGAACCACGUCGGCUGCGUCUGUCCGAGGAGUCCAGGACUUCUGACGGAGACAGCGGCGUCGGGGCCGAGUCCAACGCGUCUUCCCGCCUGGGUUCAGUAGAAGGCGUAGUGAACAACGAGCCAGCUCCCUACACCCUGGCCACCGCCUGGACAGUGGAGCAGUGCAUCCUGGCCGCUUGCACCAACUCCAGGCUGCACUGUCCACUGCAUAAUGAUAGUCUGGUGCAACUGAGGCUGGUGGCACCUGAUACUCUUCUACUAGACGUAGAAGAACCGAAGAGAGCCCGUUGGGAGCAUAUCCAACGGGGCGCUGUAGCAGGACGGGGGGCCUUCGGGACCGUACUAUCGGCCACGUGGCGGGCCCCGCCGGGGACCCAGGGGCCCACCGAACCUAUACAUGUUGCUCUGAAGGCUCUACAACCUGUACCACCGCCUGCUAACAGUGAUACUGCUGCUCACCAUGCUUAUAAGGCCGCCCUAUCCCGCUGGGAACGUGAGCCGACGGCGGCAGCGUGCCGCGCGUACUGCGGGCUGCGGCAGGAGCUGAGCAUCCUCAGCCAGCUCCGGCACCAGCACGUGCUGCCGCUGCUGGCAGUCUGCGCCGCGCCACUCGCGCUACUGCUCGCACUGGCGCCCGCCGGCGCACUGGACGGAGUGCUCCGUAGCUACCGGUCAAUGGGCGCCCGCUGCGGCCCCCGGCUGGCGCGGGCGCUGGCGCUGCAGGUCGCGCGGGCGCUGGAGUAUCUACAUGCCCGAAGAGUGGUCUACAGGGAUCUCAAGUCUGAAAACGUACUAGUUUGGAAAAUGCCUCGUCCGGGAGAAGAAGUCAACGGCACCGCACUCAACGUACACGUCAAGCUAGGAGAUUACGGUAUUAGUAGGCUGGCUCCACCGUCAGGGACCAAGGGUUUCGGUGGAACGGAAGGCUUCAUGGCGCCUGAGAUCAUGAGGUAUAAUGGCGAGGAAGAGUAUAAUGAGAAGGUCGAUUGUUUUUCAUACGGUAUGCUGUUGUAUGAGAUCGUGACCGUCCGACAGCCAUUUGAAGGCCACGAGGCGGUGAAGGAAGCCAUCUUGGAGGGAGCCAGACCGUCGUUGUCUCCUCGGGACCUGGAGUACCCGUGCUGCAUGCUGGAGUGCAUGCGUCGUUGCUGGGCGGGCGCGCCGGCGCUGCGGCCGUCGGCGGCGGCGCUGGUGAGCGUGGCGGCCGCGCCCGAGUACUGCGCGCUGGCCGACGCCGCGGCCGCCAGGCGCGCCGCCGCCGCCGCCGCCACGCCCGUCAGGAAUGUUAGCGAGGAAGGAGUCCCGGGCUGGGAGAUAUGGUACGGCGGUGGCGAGCCGGAGCGAGCUCACACGCUGCUCACCACUGCCACCAACUUCACGCACCACCACACGGUCCGGGUACCGCCAGACAAAGCCGAGCCGGUAAUGGUGAGCGCUAUAUGUCGGGUCGGUAACAAGAUCUGGUUGGGCGACUCCGCUGGCAGGAUCAUCGUAUAUUCUGCAUCAAGCUGUGCCCAAGAAUGGUCAGUCCGUGUCCAGGAGUCGGUGGGAGGGUCUCCGUCCCCAGUGGCGGCACUGCACCCGCUACACCAGCUACGCAGGGUCGCGCUCGCACUCGCUUGUGGCAGGCUCUUCUUAGUAUCAUCUCGGCGUCCGGAAGCUGAAGGCAGCUUCGUACUGACGGAAUUGGGAACUGCUACUGAACUCUGCUGUCUAACUGCUGUGCCGUCGCCGCAUGGUUGGGAGGUAUGGGCGGGAGGGGACGGCCUGUACUCGUACUCAGUGAACGAGGGCGGCGUGUGCGCGGCGGACGUCCUCCCUGCCUCCCCCCGCGUCACUCUCAUGGCAGCCUCCGACGACGAACCAUUUGUCGUGGUUUAUUGUGAUCCAGGGGUAUGCGUGUACCAAUGGUCGGUGCGUACGAAGGAGCAGUGCGCGAGGCUGGACUGUAGCAAGCUGGUGCCGUGCUCCGAGUCCUUGCAAUCCAUAUCGCUGGAUGAACAUCUAACUGAAGAUAAAUGCAGGGUGACAGCGCUAUGUGCCAUCCGCGGCGAGCUGUACAUAGGCACAGCUUGGGGUUGCAUCAUAGUCGCAGACUCCACCACGCUGCGACCUCUCACCGUAUUCCGACCUUAUGAGGAGGAUGUGAAGUUGAUCGUCCCCCUGCACCCGCAUAGAGAGGACGAGCCUGGAAUGAUAGCUACCUUCGGCCACGGAUACCGACCACUGUUACAGCGGUAUGCGCCACAUAAUUCGAACACGACAAAUACACACAACGGCUACUACUGCCUACUAUGGCGGACUCAGCAUUGGCUGCCGGACUAGACUCAUGCAAGCCCGCCAUUGGACUCAAUAUCAAAGGGAUGCCCGCGGUCAUAGUAAAGCCAUCGAUGGACACGCGUGGAGUAGAUCAAGAAAGAACAAUAUGGAGUUAUUUAUGUUCAAAUAAUUAUUUUUGAUUCUAAUUCUAACAUAAUUCGUGUGCAAUAACAUGAAAUAGUGAAAAGUGGGUGUUACAUUGUACAGUGGCAUUAAGUGCCGUAAUGUGCACCUCUGCCUACCCCUUCGGAGACAAAAAGGUGUGAUGUUAUGUUAUGCAUUUUAAAAAACAUGCCACUUAAAUUUCAAGUUAUUGCGUUUUUUUAACUUCAGCAUAAUAUUUUCGCAUACCAUAGAUGGCGCUCAUAUCGAGUUAUGCUUAUAAUGUUCUUACAUUUUGUUUGGUUGUAGUCUCAUGCCCUAAUUACUACAUGAUAUUAAAAAGUGAACUUCCAAAAAUGGUAUGUACUGUAUGAGUAUUUCUGCUUAGUCCUUUUUUAAGAAAUUAACCGUUCGAUCUUAGGCUUUGAAUCUAUGAACAUUGGAAUGAUGGAAUAACCCCAUCUAUCGUUUCAUUUAUGAACUAAUUUUAUUUAUUUUGUGAUUUUCUGUAAAUUAGGUUGUGUAUG